This is a messenger RNA of Siniperca chuatsi (mandarin fish), 3226 nucleotides long. RefSeq names its product nuclear receptor subfamily 4, group A, member 2a (gene nr4a2a). Gene Ontology annotation, biological process: central nervous system neuron differentiation; regulation of transcription by RNA polymerase II; cellular response to corticotropin-releasing hormone stimulus. The coding region runs from base 284 to 2086 and encodes 600 amino acids. The transcript has 8 exons. Lineage: Eukaryota; Metazoa; Chordata; Actinopteri; Centrarchiformes; Sinipercidae. The record is from RefSeq and is a predicted model, not a curated record. Gene Ontology annotation, molecular function: nuclear glucocorticoid receptor binding; nuclear receptor activity; RNA polymerase II cis-regulatory region sequence-specific DNA binding. Gene Ontology annotation, cellular component: nucleus; transcription regulator complex.
CAAGACUGGGUAGUCGAAGCUCGUGUCGCUGUCAGUCGCUGUCAGUGCGAGGAGUCACACGGUUUUCCUGCCUGGCAUUGUUGGGUAGCGACGCUCAUGAUUUGGAGCUUUUACAGAAAUUGAUGAAUACCCCCUGCAUGCUUAUCGCAUGGAUUGAAAGCCACAAUCCUGAUGUGAAUGAGGGGAAGAUCCAGAACAGAGACGCUUACUUGAAUCCUGACACCCAAACUCCUGACAUUACCCAUUUCAAGUGUCACCGAAAAACUGUCAGAAGACUUGAGCCAUGCCCUGCGUUCAGGCUCAGUAUGGAUCAUCACCUCAAGGAGCUAGUCCUGCUUCCCAGAGCUACAGCUACCACACCGCAGGAGAAUACAGCUGCGACUUCUUAACACCUGAGUUUGUUAAGUUUAGCAUGGACUUGACCAACACUGAGAUCACAGCUACUACUUCUCUCCCAAGUUUCAGUACAUUCAUGGACAACUAUACCACCAAUUACGACGUUAAACCGCCCUGUCUGUAUCAAAUGCCCCACUCUGGAGAGCAGUCCUCUAUCAAGGUGGAGGACGUCCAGAUGCACAACUACCAUCAGCAGAACCACCUGCCACCUCAGUCGGAAGAAAUGAUGGCUCACUCUGGGCCUAUGUACUUCAAACCCUCCUCGCCUCAUGCCCCGAGUACACCAAACUUCCAGGUUCAGCCUAAUCACAUGUGGGAGGACCCUGGCUCCCUCCACAGUUUCCACCAGAACUAUGUUGCGGCCACGUCUCAUAUGAUGGACCAGCGCAAGAACCCGGUGUCAAGGCUUUCGCUCUUCUCCUUCAAGCAGUCUCCGCCCGGUACCCCUGUUUCCAGCUGUCAGAUGCGGUUCGACGGGCCGCUGCACGUGUCCAUGAACCACGACAACCCGGGCUUGCACCGCGGCCUGGACGGCCAGAGCUUUGCGGUGCCCAGCGCCAUACGGAAACAGGCUGGUCUGGCCUUUCCUCACUCCCUGCAGCUCGGCCACGGGCACCAGCUGGUGGACAGCCAAGUGCCAUCGCCCCCGUCCCGAGGAUCGCCGUCAAACGAGGGUCUGUGUGCGGUGUGUGGGGACAACGCAGCCUGCCAGCAUUAUGGAGUGAGAACCUGUGAAGGCUGCAAAGGAUUUUUCAAGCGAACCGUCCAGAAAAAUGCAAAAUACGUGUGUUUAGCAAAUAAAAACUGUCCUGUUGACAAACGCCGAAGAAAUCGUUGCCAGUUCUGCCGUUUCCAGAAGUGCAUUGUCGUCGGAAUGGUGAGAGAAGUUGUCCGAACGGAUAAUCUGAAAGGUCGGAGAGGACGCCUACCAUCCAAACCCAAAAGUCCCCAGGAGCCCUCCCCACCCUCGCCGCCGGUGAGCCUCAUAAGCGCACUUGUUCGGGCCCAUGUUGACUCCAACCCCUCCAUGUCUGCUUUGGACUACUCCAGAUUCCAGGCUAACCCUGACUACCAAAUGACUGGAGACAACACUCAGCACAUCCAGCAGUUCUAUGAUCUCCUGACGGGCUCCAUGGAGAUCAUCCGGGGCUGGGCGGAGAAGAUCCCUGGCUUUUCCGAUCUACCGAAGCAAGAUCAAGAUCUCCUCUUUGAAUCCGCCUUCCUUGAACUUUUUGUCCUGCGGCUGGCAUACAGAUCCAACCCAGUGGAAGGCAAACUUAUUUUUUGUAAUGGAGUGGUGUUGCACAGGCUACAGUGCGUCCGUGGAUUUGGAGAGUGGGUGGACGCUAUCGUGGAGUUUUCUUCCAACUUGCAGAGCAUGAACGUAGACAUCUCAGCUUUCUCCUGCAUCGCAGCUCUGGCCAUGGUAACAGAGCGACACGGGCUUAAGGAACCCAAACGAGUCGAGGAUCUCCAAAACAAGAUAGUCAACUGCCUCAAAGAUCAAGUGACAUUCAAUGGCGGUGGAUUGAAUCGUCCGAACUACUUGUCAAAACUCUUGGGAAAGCUCCCUGAACUGCGCACACUAUGUACCCAAGGUCUGCAGCGUAUCUUUUACCUAAAACUAGAAGAUCUAGUCCCUCCGCCAGCAAUAAUUGACAAACUUUUCCUCGACACCCUACCUUUCUGAGCCUGACUCGAUGGAGAGACCUCAAAGAACUUCCAAAAGACUGUUUGAGUCAGACUUUACAGAUUUUUAACAUUAUUAUUUCUGAAUAUUUGCAAGCUCCGUAGGCUAAUAGAACAACAGUACCCUAUUAUUAGUAAGGAUUCAUGAAAAAAAGAAUAACAGGAGGCAGAGGCUGAAAGUUUGAUUGCUGUGUAGGGCCUUUUUAAUUCCUUGAAAUUGUUUUCUUGAGUGCCAAACGAGUGAAUCAUCACGGGGAAUUUCUCUACAGUGGGCAAAUUGUCAACAAAGUUAAUCCGGUCUUGCAAUCACUUACUGUUUAUUUAACAUCGGCUCUACUGAUUCAGCAUACUCAGAUGUAAUAUAUUCCAUUUAUAUAUAUGAACACACACGCGCACACACACACACACACACUGUAUAUUAUGAUAGAUUAUGUGAUGCCUCCAAUGCAUCGGUUUAUAACAUGUGUACAAAGUUUGUUAUAAUGAAAAGAUUUAAUUUUCUUUUCUUUUCUGACUCGUGCCUAUGUGUUUCUGACAGGAUCCCAAAAGUAUCCAGAAAAGACAACGCAUGUUCUAGUUUUCUUUUCUUCAUUUUUCUUUUAUAGGCACUUGCUGAGGUGAUGUCUAUAUAUAAUAUAUACCGGACACUAUGUAGUCUGCUAGAUUUGAUACAGAUUCGUAGUUAUGGCACUCCUUUUAUGUAUGACGCAUAUGUGGAAAAAUAUCUCAUCUGUAUAGAAAAUGAAGGACCCAUGGUGUUUGUAAAACUGUCAGACAUUCCUUGUUUGUAUGUGCUGUAAGUAUUGUUGCUGUUGAAUAUAAACGUUUCUAUAUAUUUAUUAUUUCUAUUGCCAAGAGCUACACUAAGCAUGGUGCAAUUUAAACGAUUUCAAACCAUCCAAGUUCAUGCUGAGCACGUUGUCUAUGUUUUAUGUCUUAUAAACGUCUAGGUAGCUAUGAUUUAACACGUUUGGAAAUGGAAAGCUCCAUCUUAUAUCAAGAGGUUCAUGAGUGUGUGAUAUAGGCCCACAUCUCUGACAUCAUGAUGUACUUACAACUUCUGUAACGCAUUUGGUGCCGAAUUCAAAAACUUUAGAGAGAAAGAAAUAUUUAAUGUUUACAAAUAAAACUUUUAAAUCAG